Messenger RNA from Symbiodinium sp. CCMP2456, 591 nucleotides. The record is from the annotation of a GenBank genome assembly. Lineage: Eukaryota; Dinophyceae; Suessiales; Symbiodiniaceae.
GUGAUCUACGUCGGCACCGUCGUCUUUUUCGCCUGGAUCUUCGUGACCAUCUUCGACGAUAUCGAGGGCUACAUCCACGGAAUGCCCGUGAACAAAGGCCUCGACGCCUUCAGCACGUCCCUGAACACGAUGUUCAUUGCCGGCUCGACGGACGACUUCGUGGACUGCUUGCUGCCUUCGUACUCAACGUAUCGGUCGAGCGGACUGCUUUGGCUGCUUUUCCUUGUCAUCGUCCACGUCUUGCUUCUGAACUUGGUGCUGGACAUGCUCGUGGCUGCGUACACGAAGUACUCCGAGGAGCAGGAGGAGAUGGUGACAGAAGAGAAGGUGCAAGGCAUCCUCAACGUUUUUCGGACCGUCUCCCGUGUCACCGGUUCAGAGGUCAUCACUCGCCGCACUUUCAUGGACUUCUGCGAGGAGUACAGCAAGUCUCCGGCGGUGCGGCCCAUCACGGCAAACACGGCGGACAUCAUGUUCACCACCAUGGAUGAGGACAAGAGCGAGGAGCUUGAGAAGGACGAGUUUUUCGGCAUCUGCGGUGUCAUUCAGUGGCUUGGCUUGGGCUUCAGGGAUGUGGGCUGCGUGCAGGAG